AUAUUGGCUCCCCUCUCCAGCUCCGCCGCUGCGGCAGAGAAUGACGUCACAAUCACAUGAUUGCGAGUUUGGAUUAGUAUUUUUCUCCUAAGGGUCAGCUCCCGAAGUCUGCACUUUUUCGGCUCACCGAGGCGGUAGAAAGCAAUUAUAAUAGUCUUGCCGGGAAAGAACCUUGUGACAGGAUGUUCAGAUCUUUGACAACACUUCUCGCCAUCACGGCACUCCUAGCAGCUCCCAUUUGUGCGCUGGGUGAUACGCUACCAACACAGGCCCCAGAAAUACCCACGACCACCGUUGAAACAACGACACCAGCUGCCACAACUACCCCAGCAACCACAACCACCUCCACUACGACCACCACCACCACAACACCAAAGCCAACAACGACCACUGCCGCCCCCGCCCCUGCUCCUACCACCCCUGCUCCUGCUCAGAUCGGAAACUGGAAUGUAACCGACAAGAAUAACAUCACCUGCAUGAUGCUCCAGGCGACCAUCCAGAUCUCUGUCACUUACACCACUGCUGACAACAAGACUGCUGUCGCAAACAUGACAGUGCCAGCCGUUGGUUCCAGUGCCAGUGGCUCGUGCGAAAACAACGAAACCCAAAGCAUUAGCAUCUCCUGGACGCCUGCUGAUCUCGAACAAACUCUGUCUGACAAAAUCGACAUUACUUUCUCUCUCAAUACGACUACCAAAGCCUACCACGUCUCUAAGCUUGCUGUCAGCGUCUAUCCCAAUCCCACAGAUAAGAAAUUGGUUGUCCUGGAGUCGGAGGAUGUGGAACUUCCUCCCAUUCCCUUUGGCAUGUCCUACAGAUGCUCGCCUGCUGAAAAGUUCAACCUGACCGAAAACUCUAUCCUCGAAGUGUCUGAUCUCCAGGUUCAGGCAUUCCACACUGCCACUGACGGCAAAUUUGGAUCAGCGAGCGAGUGCCAGGCUGGAGACACUGCGGACAUCGUGCCAAUUGUUGUUGGUUGCGCCCUAGCUGGUCUUGUGGUGAUCGUUCUAAUCGCCUAUCUGGUCGGCAGACGCCGUUCUCGCCAGAGCGGCUACCUGUCUAUGUAAAGCCGAAAUGAGAGAGAGCCGCUGCACGCCGCGAUUAAGUCUCUUUGCAAAUUGUAGCAAUAUAACGUUACACAGGAAAUCGAACUCUGGCACAGCUCUUUUUUAAAUUUGGAGUGCAGUGGCGUGUGAUAAAAUGCGAAAAUUCAGAUUUAUAUUUAGUUUGGGGUGUUUGUAUAUUCCAUAAGGGUCGACUGAAAAUCUUUGUCAGUGGAAUGAAUGGUGCCACUUUUAUAUAGUUAGCAUGAACUGAAUAUUGAUAAGCUUGCCCUAUGUCAAAUUUUACAUUGUGUUUCCUUUAGUUUGGCUUGAGAGUAAAAUUUCUCUGUAAUACUCCACUAGAUUCAAUAAUAAAAUUUGGACAGAAACCGAAA
Messenger RNA from Cloeon dipterum, 1438 nucleotides. Its product is annotated as lysosome-associated membrane glycoprotein 1-like. Gene Ontology annotation, cellular component: late endosome membrane; lysosomal membrane; plasma membrane. Gene Ontology annotation, biological process: establishment of protein localization to organelle. The coding region runs from base 183 to 1067 and encodes 294 amino acids. The record is from RefSeq and is a predicted model, not a curated record. The transcript has 6 exons. NCBI's taxonomy places the organism in Eukaryota, Metazoa, Arthropoda, Insecta, Ephemeroptera, Baetidae.